This is a messenger RNA of Galleria mellonella (greater wax moth), 1262 nucleotides long. Its product is annotated as calmodulin-like protein 4. The record is from RefSeq and is a predicted model, not a curated record. The coding region runs from base 124 to 573 and encodes 149 amino acids. NCBI's taxonomy places the organism in Eukaryota, Metazoa, Arthropoda, Insecta, Lepidoptera, Pyralidae. Gene Ontology annotation, molecular function: calcium ion binding; myosin heavy chain binding. Gene Ontology annotation, cellular component: myosin II complex; cytoplasm. The transcript has 6 exons.
UCAAACGUUACCUACUGUCUCAGUCAACUGUCAGUUAAAGACCAUUCAAUCCAUACAUCAUCAAUUUUUAUUGUAAUCAGCUGUGUUUUCUUUAUUCUUUUAUUUUUAUUUCUUCUUUUAAUAAUGGCGCGCUACUUCAAAGAACAAGAUAUUGAUGAGUUUCGUGAAUGCUUCUACCUGUUCGCUCGAUCUGGACAGAUCACCUCCCUGGAUGAGCUGACUGUGGUGAUGAGGUCGCUAGGCAUGAGUCCCACCAUACAAGAGCUGACUGGUUAUUUGAAGGGAAAAGGUGGUAAAAUGUCGUUUGCCGAUUUCCUCGAAGUCAUGCACAUACAUUCACGUGCUGAGAACCUUCCUAGUGAGGUGGUAAACGCGUUUAAGGCGGGUGACGUGGCUAGGACCAGCGUCAUUCCAGCGCGUCAGCUGCGCAACUUACUCCAGAACUGGGGCGAGGGGCUCUCCUCCAGAGAGGUUGACAACAUAUUCCGUGAAGCGAACGUAUCAAAUAAUGGUACAGUGAGAUAUGAAGACUUCGUGAAGAUCGCCUGCGCACCUGUCCCCGAUUACUACUAAACUAAUUAAAUCAAAAGGAAAUCUUACUCUUGUAUGAGAAAGGAUUUAUAUAGCAAUAUCUAUAUGUUGUUGUUACAGUAUCUAUAUAUAUAUAUAUAUAUAUAUAUAUAUAUAUAUAUAUAUAUAUAUAUAUAGAUGCCAGUUAUCCAAUACAUAAUAUUGAAAAGAGGAACCCGCUUGUAAUGAAUAUAGAUUUUUUUAUACCACUGAGGUGGCAAACAAGCAUACGGCCCACCUGAUUGUAAGUGGUUACCGUAGCCUAUGAACACCUGCAAUACCUCUGUCCCGUUCGUGUUUCUACCGUGAAGCAGUUGUGUUUGCAUGGCUGUGUUUCGGUUUGAAGGGUGGGAUAUGGCGUGAAUUUACAGGGUACAGACGAAUAAUACCUGAGUCCUCAAGAAUGGCAACGCAUGGGGGGUAUCGUGGGCGAAACAGUAUACUCUGUUAUGUGCAUGGUACUGCUCAUGUCUAUAGGCGACGGUUACCACUUUCCAUCAGGUGGGCCGUCAGCUUGUUUGCCAUUCUAAGUUGUAUAAAAAAAAAUAGUCAUGCAAGUAUUUUUUAUUAAUAUAUUGUAAUAUUACAUUCCAUUUUGAACUAUAUAUGUACCGUCCAAAUGUUAUUAUUUUUUUACACAUUAUAUUGGAGUUGUGGUGAAUUUUUAAAUAAUAAAAGUAAUUAUUUUCAAA